AUGAGCUUAAGUGCAACAGAUAGCUGUGGAAAGAACUUGCAGUACCGAGUAGAUCAUCUUCUUAGUGCUGUGGAAAAUGAACUUCAAGCUGGCAGUGAAAAGGGAGAUCCCACAGAAAGAGAUCUUAAAGUUACUCUGGAGGACCAGGAACUGUGGCUGAGAUUCAAGGAGCUCACCAAUGAGAUGAUUGUCACUAAAAAUGGAAGGCGAAUGUUUCCUGUGUUGAAAGUGAGUGUUUCUGGCUUGGACCCAAAUGCUAUGUAUACUUUCCUGCUUGAUUUCGUAGCAGCAGACAACCACCGAUGGAAGUAUGUGAAUGGAGAAUGGGUGCCAGGAGGAAAACCAGAGCCUCAGGCUCCCAGCUGUGUUUAUAUUCACCCUGACUCUCCCAACUUUGGAGCUCACUGGAUGAAAGACCCUGUUUCUUUCAGCAAAGUCAAACUCACCAAUAAAAUGAACAGUGGAGGCCAGAUAAUGCUGAACUCUUUACACAAGUAUGAGCCCAGGAUUCACAUAGUGAGAGUUGGUGGACCCCAACGGAUGAUUACCAGUCAUUCCUUUCCUGAAACUCAGUUCAUAGCUGUGACAGCAUAUCAGAAUGAAGAGAUUACAGCUCUUAAAAUUAAGCACAACCCAUUUGCAAAGGCAUUUCUAGAUGCUAAAGAAAGGUAA
Messenger RNA from Staurois parvus, 672 nucleotides. NCBI's taxonomy places the organism in Eukaryota, Metazoa, Chordata, Amphibia, Anura, Ranidae. The record is from the annotation of a GenBank genome assembly.